Molecule: messenger RNA, 4320 nt
Organism: Drosophila takahashii
Lineage: Eukaryota; Metazoa; Arthropoda; Insecta; Diptera; Drosophilidae
Molecular function (GO): protein binding
Source: RefSeq, a predicted model, not a curated record
AAUGUGCCGUGGACUGCUUUAACGGUCCCGCUACGGUCACACUGCAGCCAAGACGAAAAAGACGCGAAAAGAUGCAUAGAAUAUAAACAACGGUGUACUAUGCGACCGUAUAAAUAUCUGAGAUUACAUACUGAAAAAUGGAAGCAAUAUCGCAGAUUUCCCUGAUAUUGUGUGCCUUGCUCGUCGUGGUCAACGCCGCAGUGGGAACCACCAGUGGCGACAGUAGACACUGCCAAGCCACCUACAGCAGCGCCGAGGCGUUGCUGGCCCAAAUCCCCCAACAGCAGCAUCGACCGCAGGCCAGACCACGGGCCAGAAUCUGGCAGGAGCAGGAGUUCUCCCUGCUGGGCUACAAGUUCCACCUGCCGUUUGUGGGACAUGCAGUGGACUCGGAUCUAGAUGAUAGUGACAGUGAUGAGGGUCUGUGGCUGGAUGGUUUGGACGCCGGAACGGAGAGCGCGGAGGUGGAGGAGCAUGAGCUCCUCUCGUCCGAUCAAGUGGAUCCCUCGGAAAAUGUGUUCAAGCUCAGCUGCGAGCAUGUUGGCCUGAGGCUAGUGAACCAGGAGCUGCUCUCAAAGCGGAGUUCGCACGUCAACUACGACCAAGUAAUGCUGCUCCGUGUGCCUGCGGAUCUCAGUAAUCCCCUGAAGCUGCCGCAGAACGAGAGCGUCAGGGAAUUCUCCUGGCAGGACAGUAACCUUAAGGAUGAGCCGCUCAGAGAGCUCUUUACCCGCCAGCCGCACUGCUUUGAUAACAUGGAACGGCUGAAUCUCGUUGAGAAUAGCUUGGAGUGCCUCCAUUGGGCCAUGCCCAAAACCAUGAGACGUCUGAAAGUACUUAAGUUGAGCGGUAAUCGGCUGUCCAACUGCAGCCUAAUGAGUUUGCAGCACAUGAACCAACUGCAGGAGCUGCAAUUGGACAGGAAUGGACUGAGCUUCUUGCCGCAGCGCUUCCUGGGCGAGCUCAGCGAACUACGCAUGCUGAAUCUUAGCCAGAAUUUGCUGUCCGAGCUUCCGCGGGAUAUAUUUGGAGGAGCCCUGAAGCUGGAGCGGCUUUAUCUCUCCGGAAAUCGGCUGAGCGUCCUGCCAUUCCAUCUCUUCCAAACAGCACCCGACCUCCAAGUGCUGGACCUCAGCGACAACCGCCUGCUCUCCUUUCCGGACAACUUCUUCGCCCCCAAUGGGAAGCUCCGUCAGCUGCAUCUGCAGCGAAAUCAGCUUAAAUCCAUUGGAAAGCACAGUCUUUACAAUUUACGCGAACUGCGGCAGCUGGAUCUUAGCCAGAACUCUCUGACCAUCAUCGAUCGCAAGGCGUUCGAGUCACUGGACCAGCUGCUAGCACUAAACGUAUCCGGCAACAACCUGACCAUGCUGUCAUCCAUCAUCUUCCAGUCACUGCAUUCCCUCAAACAGUUGGAUCUCAGUCGGAAUCAGUUCAAGCAACUGCCCAGCGGCCUCUUCCAGCGGCAGCGCUCCCUGGUGUUGCUACGCAUCGAUGAGACGCCCAUCGAGCACUUUUCCAACUGGAUUUCGCGUUACGAUGAGUCGCAUGUGGAUCCGCAAGUGCUGCAUCGCCUGCGUUACCUUUCGCUGCAGCAGAAUCGGCAUCUAACUCGCUUGCCCGCCACUCUGUUCGCCAAUACUCCCAAUGUGAGGGAGCUGCUGCUAGCCGAGAACGGUUUGGUUCAGCUGCCCACCCAGAUCUCGGGGUUGUCACGAUUGCAGCGACUCAGUGUGCGUGGAAAUAGCCUGGGAUCGCUGCCAGAAGGCCUCAAGGAGCUCAGGCAGCUGCACUACCUCAAUAUACUGGGAAACGAGUACCAGUGCGACUGCAGCAUGUAUUGGUUGACAGCCUGGCUGGCUAAUAGCAGCACUAGCCUGCGCCACUUGCCGCCCCAGGCGCAGAGUAACAGUGCCAAUCCCAGCCAGACUCCGCUGGACUCGUACGAGAGCAUCGACACCCAAAUCGAUGCGCUGAGCUGCCAGUAUGGCUAUCCCGGCGAUAUGCUCCGCGUGCUGAGCAAUCUCAACUGCUCGGUGCCCUCGGUGGUGCAGUUCUCAGAGCCCAAGAUGCACAAGCUUCUCUCCACGGCCAAGCUGGAGUGCCAAAUUUCAGGCAGCCCAGUUCCGGACAUCAUAUGGGUUACUCCCCGCUUUAAAAUUCUGCGUCACCAUGCUGAUCCCGACAAGCGGCCGAUUAUAAUCGACAGUAAGGAGAAUGCUCACCAGCCACCGAGUGCGAAGGAGCUGGCCGCUCUGAUGGACGAGAGUUACAUCCAGUCCCUGAACUUGACCCGUCAGCAGAACUUGGUGGGUCAGCGAGUAGUGCUGGUGGAGAACGGAUCGCUGCUGGUGCACAAUAUUUCCAGAAUUGACAGUGGCUUGUACACUUGUUAUGCCUUCAAUGUGAUGGGCAAAGCCUCGGCAGGAUUACGACUGUACAUCGAUCCCAUUGUGUUCUACCGGGUGAAGAUCGGCAGCAUACUGUUUGGCACGGCCCUGGCCACCGCAUUCCUGCUGAUAACCCUGAUGGUUCAGGGAUUGAGAAGCUGCCUUUCACGCUGGGGAAUCUGCAACCGCUUCUAUUGCUGCGCCAAUCGGAACAAGAAGUCCCCGAGACCACGGCAAAUUUACGCCAUGCUGGACAGCAUCGAGACCUACAAGAGCCAGCAGUUGGAGAGGCUGCGCGAGAACUACGCCCAGCAGGUGCACCGCAUCCGGGAGAAUUGCGCCCAGCAGGUGGAGUGGAUUCAGAGCAGCUACACCAGUCAGGCCAAGCACAUCCGCGAGUUCCGAGACAUUGGCUCCAAUCAUCUUACCACGCUGAAGGACCAGUACUACGAUCAGGUUAAGAAGGUUCGCGACUACUCGACUGGCCAGUUGAGCUGGGUGCGAGAAAACUAUGUCUUCCAGCGGAACAAAAUCCGCAAGUUCAGUGCACAUCAGGUGCUGCGCCUGCGGGAGGGAUACAAGUAUCAGCAGCAGACACUGAACAAGGUGCUGGAGAACCUGCCCAGUUUCUACUUCGAGAAUUGUCGCGGACGAUGUGAAGAAGACAUUGCCGAGGACAUAGACUGCUAUUUCAAAGGCCAAAUGGACUUUGCUGGCUCCAAGGAGCUGCACAUACAGAAAAUUAAGGCGCGCCUAUCAGCCAAUUACUCAGCCAGCAAGGCGUCGAUUUACUAUACCCCACCAGACGUCGAUCUGCUGCAUAGCUCGCAGCUUAAUUUGCAAACCUCACCCAUCCACAUCAACUACAUUGAUGAGAAUCUUGACCAGCAAAAGCAGUUGGAGCACGACUUCAAAAUGGAGCCUCAGCUGCUGCUCUUCAAUGCGCCGAUGCUGUAUCUAAAUCCCGAAGGAGCUAGCAGCAGUGGACAGGCGGCUGCCAUGGCGGCAGCGGUGGCCUUGUCGCAGUGCAUCAGCGUGGAGGACAAUAACCAGGAGCAGGAGAUGCAGCCCCUGAAACAGACAGAACAGCUGUCCAAACUGAAGGACUCGAACGAUGUGAAGAACUCGAAAUCUUGUCCGGCCAUUUACAAGGUGUCCAAACAGCAAGACGGUAGCACUCUCCAUGAACUGCAGAAGGAGGGCGAGGCGCCCUACCAAAUGCUCCGCCUGAACCCUGUGGAGACCACUUCACAGGACGUAGGUCCUGCGGCGCAGGCGAAGACGGAGAAGCUGAACAUAAUCCUGGAUGAGUGCGGUAAUGGAGCAACUAGUGAGACUCCCCCAUCCGAGUCCAGUUGUGAGUCCAACAGCUUGGCCGCCAGUUGCGGCGAUGUCUGUCAGUAUAGGCAGAUUGGCAAGUUGUCAGACGCCUCACCAUCAUCUCCUCCACCCAAGGCAGCCAAUGCCAGCACUUAGAGAUUUUUUUAAAUUUUAAAUUAGUAAUUAUAAUAAAAACUAACGAAAAUAUAAAUUGUAAAGAUGUAAGUGAAUCAAAAUCAUCUGCAAGCGAAGGUAAUGUUAAUGAUUAUUAUGAUAUAAUGGUAAGGCAGACAACAAUAAUUCAACUUAGAGUUAAUUAGCAAAACAUAUGAAUUCAAGUGCUGAAAAUUAGAACAAAUCGGAGCAAGUCAUACGAGUAUACAGGACGAUGAUCAAAAAGUAAGCUGAAUGAAUUUAAAAUUGAAAUCAACUCACACCUGGAAUAUAUCGCUAAGGUAUCAUGUCAAUAAUACUUAAAAAGAGCCCCCAUUUGUGAUUUCAUUGCAUUACGAGUAUAAGCAUCAAAAAUUAAAAGAAAAAUGCGUAUUUUAAAUUGAAAACAAGAAAUGUUAAUGAAAUUGUACGAUAAUAAAAAAUAAUAUAGAGCAAA